Peronospora farinosa is the source of this 1182-nucleotide messenger RNA. The record is from the annotation of a GenBank genome assembly. NCBI's taxonomy places the organism in Eukaryota, Oomycota, Peronosporomycetes, Peronosporales, Peronosporaceae.
AUGCACCUCUCAAGUGUCCUCCUCUGCUCCGUGGCUGUCGUGUUCGGCAUUGCGGCCAGCAACCCUAGCAAGCCGCAACCGAUCCUCAUCGCUGGAACCUAUACCCGUGACAUGGGCUGGAUUAAUGGUACGGGUGAAGGCAUCUACACGUACAAGAUCAUGGACGAUGGAUCCCUCAUAAAACUGGCGGUCACGGUAUUAGGAAGCAACCCCAUGUACGUCCAGGGCACCAAUAAGAAGUUUAAUACUGGCAAGAAAGUGAUCUAUGCCGUGAACUCCAUUGACGACGUGGUCCCUGUAGAGCCCGGCAAGGUCACCGGAUACGUGUCGGCCCUCAGUCUGAAUGGCGACGGUACGCUUAAGCUGCUGAACACGCUCCCAACGCGCGGUGGAUCACCAACCCACAUCUCGUUGAACUCUGCCGAGACUUUUGUUGUCGUCUCCAACUACGCUGGCAGUGUCACGAUGUUCCCUAUCCAUCCAGACGGUUCUCUCGGCAAGGAGACAUACCAUGAGGAAUUUCUGAAAGGUAGCAAGGUCGUCAAGGACCGGCAGGACACAGGCCACAUCCAUAGCUCCACGUGGCUACUAAACUCGGAUCACGUCAUUCUCGCAAACUUGGGUAGCGAUGAAUUGAUUGAGUACAAGCUGAAACCAAAGAAGCAGACGCUAAAGAGAAUAGAGGCUGUGAAAAGCUCACAUGGAGCUGGACCACGUCACAUGGCACUUCACCCUAACGGCAAAAUCGCGUACGUUGUAAACGAGCUCAGCAAUACUGUCAGCGUUUACAAAAUCAGCGAUCACAACGAGGCCCCUAAGAUGUCAAAGAAGGCUUUACAAGAAAUCACGACGCUUCCGAGUACCUUUACGGGCUUCAGUACCAGCGCUGACAUCCAUUUGUCCAGCAAUGGAAAGUUCCUGUACACGUCAAACCGCGGCCACGACUCCAUCGCGAUUUUCAAGAUUGAGACUGAUGGUACCCUCGUGUCGAUUGGAUGGGAGAAAACCCGAGGGACGGGUCCUCGUGGCUUCGUGAUUACCGGGAAGUAUCUGAUUGUGGCCAACCAGAACUCGAACGAUAUGUUUGUGUUCAAAGUGGACUGCGAAACGGGGUUGCUUUCGUUCACGGGCAACAAGUAUGAGAUUGGUACGGCUGUAUGCCUUUAUGUCACAGAGUUUUAG